AGCAGCAGCAGCAGUAGCACCAGGAAGAAGCAGCAGCAGCUGGAACAAUUGAAACUGUUUAAAUGAUGAAAACGUAUACAAAACGCUUAUAUUCGCCGCGUUAGUCAAUUCGCUGCAAAAUCCACACACAGACACACACUCUCUCUCACACACACACACAAACUGCCGUUACUGCAGGAAAAUUUUUACUUCAUUCGUAGUCCUGUAAAAGACGACGACGUAUAAAACAGAGCGAAAGCGAUAAAAGUUCUUAGUAAAAAGCUGAAAAUAUAAAAGUUGAAAAUCAGUUGAGAAUUUGCCAUUUGACUAAACGAACAAUUGAGCUGAAUCGGGCGAGACGAAACGCGUGUCAAAAUCACACUGAAUUAUUGAUCGAAUUGUCGUAAAUAAAAAGCGCAAAAAACUCCAACAGCAGGCAGCAAACUGGAGAGACACGAAACCAGAACCAAGGCUAAAAUUGAACCCAAAAAACCAAUAAGCAGUAGCUCAGUGUAAAAAAAUCGAAAAAAGACAUAAAUCGAGUGAAAAUCGCAACUCGCAGCGACAUAUCGAUUUGUGUGUAUUUGUGUGAAAAAUAACAGUAACGAGCUUACUCCCACGCAAAAACCCACGCAAACACACACCCACUCACUCACACACACACAAAACAAACACACACACACAGUUGGCAUACGUCAACAAUAAGAAGAAGAAGAAGAAGAAGACAAAAACAACUAGGAGCAGCAGAAGAGCAGUUGGUUGUCACAAGGAGCUGCGGCAGCACUUAAGGAAUUACCCCAGGAUAUCUGCUGGCAUCCGGGGCAAUCAAAGCCCACACACACAGCCGCACACACACAUACACAGCAAGAGCAACAACAACAGCAGUAGCUGCAGAUAAACAACCGUAACAACCUCAAGACACACAGUUAUGGCUGGCGGUGGUGAUCCCAAAUGGCAAAAGGAUGCGGCUGAUCAAAACUUUGAUUACAUGUUCAAACUGCUCAUCAUUGGCAACUCGAGCGUGGGCAAGACGAGCUUUCUAUUUCGCUAUGCGGACGACAGCUUCACGUCCGCCUUCGUCUCCACCGUGGGCAUUGACUUCAAGGUCAAGACUGUCUUUCGCCACGACAAGCGCGUCAAGCUGCAAAUCUGGGAUACGGCUGGGCAGGAGCGUUACCGCACCAUAACCACAGCCUACUACCGCGGCGCCAUGGGUUUCAUUCUGAUGUAUGAUGUCACCAACGAGGACAGCUUCAACUCUGUGCAGGACUGGGUGACACAAAUCAAAACUUAUUCGUGGGACAAUGCUCAGGUCAUACUUGUGGGCAACAAAUGCGACAUGGAGGACCAGCGAGUGAUUAGCUUCGAGCGCGGACGCCAAUUGGCCGAUCAACUGGGCGUUGAGUUCUUUGAGACAUCAGCCAAGGAAAAUGUCAAUGUUAAGGCUGUUUUCGAGCGUUUGGUGGAUAUUAUAUGCGACAAGAUGUCGGAGAGUCUGGACGCAGAUCCAACGUUAGUCGGCGGCACACAGAAAGGGCAACGUUUGACGGAUCCGACACAGGGCACGCCCAACGCCAAUUGUAAUUGUUAAACAGACACAAGUAGCCGAAUGUUAUAGACAAACUAACUAGCCUAUAUACACAAUACCACUACCACACCCACUCGUCACACCCACAUCCACACACACACACACACAGACAACCAGUCAGAACAGUUACAAUUUGAAAUUAGCAAAAGUUUAUUGAACGCAUUCGAUCGGCGGAGAAAUACUAAACGUAUAGACAAAUGACACAAGUUAUCCCCAUAUAUGUAUAUACUUACAUAUAUAUAUUUAUAUAUAAAAAUUUAUUAUAUUAAAUUAUAAUAGUAUGUUCAUAAUUAGUUUGCGUUCUUUGUGUAAAUGUCAUUUGUUCUGUGGAAGCAGCAGAUAAUCUAUUGAGGGUUAAGAUCAAAGAGAAUAACCUAAGUGAAAUCAACACAAUUUAUGCCAGCGAAAUAUCAAAUAUGUUUAAAUGUUUAAAUGUGCUUCGAGAGACAACGUUUGCUAAUUUGUCAAUGUGUUGUGUGUAAAUUGAUAACGAUUACGAUAAAGAUUACGAUAACGAUAACGAUAAUG
Molecule: messenger RNA, 2095 nt
Organism: Drosophila grimshawi
Lineage: Eukaryota; Metazoa; Arthropoda; Insecta; Diptera; Drosophilidae
Gene: Rab3
Product: ras-related protein Rab-3
Exons: 5
Coding region: 908-1570 (220 amino acids)
Biological process (GO): protein localization to plasma membrane; protein secretion; regulation of exocytosis
Cellular component (GO): endosome; plasma membrane; synaptic vesicle
Molecular function (GO): GTPase activity; GTP binding
Source: RefSeq, a predicted model, not a curated record